AUGUCCACUCCAAUUAUCUGGUCACCAGCUGAAUCGUUGCAGAUGCCUUUAAUUGUCACCUUGGCGCCGGCGAAAAUAGCCCUUAUUGCUAUCAUAUCGUCACUCAUGCGGAGCCCUCAAGACCCGGAGACAUGCCCAUUUUUCAAUGAAGAAUAUGAUUUUCCAAAGGAACCAAUCGAUUGGAUUACAAAGCUAGAUGGCGGGUUAAAGGAAAUACUAAACAAGUCUGGUGAAAAUGGUGCAAGGCUUUUAGCUGCCUUUACAUGGGAUUUUGAGGAAGGAAGACUUCCGAAUAAUCAUGAUAUCAGCCCAAAUGCUUGUCUGAUCCAUGCUAUGUCGAAUUGGUGCCAAUAUCGAGACACUCUCUACCAUGAGGUCGCACGCCAUUACAAGAAUACAAUCAUUGACCUUGUUCAGAUGAGCGUAAAUUCUCCCAAUGCCGAUUUUGAGCUCGAUGAGCAAGACAGGGUCAAAGUUAAAUUUGUCAGGGAAGCUAUUGUGGAGAUGGCCGGGCACAUUACCUUCGAUAUCGAGAGUCAUGCCGACGACAAUAGCAAGGACAUGGAAAAACUCAUCAAAGCCAUCACCAAUGAUCUCUCCGAAAAUAAAGAGGUUGCUAAGAAAGAUUUCGUCAAGGAAUUUAUUAUCAAGUGCAUUAAAACCAAUACUUAUGUCAAGGGCUAA
Molecule: messenger RNA, 684 nt
Organism: Aspergillus tanneri
Lineage: Eukaryota; Fungi; Ascomycota; Eurotiomycetes; Eurotiales; Aspergillaceae
Exons: 2
Coding region: 1-684 (227 amino acids)
Source: RefSeq, a predicted model, not a curated record